Rotaria sp. Silwood1 is the source of this 2079-nucleotide messenger RNA. The record is from the annotation of a GenBank genome assembly. Lineage: Eukaryota; Metazoa; Rotifera; Eurotatoria; Philodinida; Philodinidae.
AAGUUUAAUUAAAUAUUAAAUUUUUCAAUAUAAAUAUAUUUUAGUUUACAAAAAUAUUUAUCUUUAAUUUUAUUUAAAAAAAUUGAUAUUCAAGAAUGUCUCGAUAUCUCAAGAGUUCAAUUAGAAGAUCACUAAUAUAAUAGUAGUAAUUUAAUGCUUGUCUAUCGAUAUUAUUUCAUUAAAAUGUUUUUUUUUUCUAUGAAGUUCAAAACUUAUCAAAGUCAUUGACACAUCUUCAAUUUUAGUUUUUAAAUUUCUAUUUGAAACUUUACAUAGAGAUAGAUGUUAACGAAUAUAAUUUAUUGCAAAAUAUUUUUCAUUUCGCCGAUAAGAAUAUCAUAACUACAACGAAUAUAUCUAAAACUUUCAUUAGAAACUAUUGUCAGUGAGCUCAAUCUCUGUGAAAAAAUCAAAUUCGAGGUUCGAAAAAAAUAUUUCUGAAGAAUGUCAUAGUGUUAUCUAAAAAACAAUUGUAAACAUACAAUUAGUAAAGCAAUCGAACUUUUCUCUACAUAUUUACAACUUAUUUGAGUUCACAGCAUCCUCAAAUCAAAAGCAACUUUUCAGUUGAAAUGCUCCUCUUGUUAGUCUAAUAAUUCAGUUAAAUAUUUAUUAAUUGAUUUUAUAAUUUUACUUCAAUAGGAAUUAAUGAGAAAGAUGCAAAAAUGAAAAUGAACAAAUGCAACAAAAAUUAUCUGGUAUCAAAAAAAAAAGUAAUUUUAUUUAUUAUUAAUCAAAUUUCUAUAUAGGAUCAAUGCGUCGUUCAACAAUUGAUUCAUUAGUACAAGAAAAUCCAACUAAUUAUACAUAUUCAAAUUCUCAAAUACAAACAAAUGUUUUAAGAUGUGCACAUUGUUUUGCACCUAAAUCAAAUGAUUUAUAUACACGAUUUUGUACGGAAUGUGGUCUAUCUUGGCAAAAACUAACUCAUAAUCCACCGGAUAAUUAUUCAACAAGAAUUCUAUGUCCUCAUUGUAAAUCAACAAAUUCAAUACAUUUACGAACAUGUUAUAUUUGUGAAAAUGUAUUAAUACCAACAUCGACAUCACCAGAAAAACGAACUUCAAUUUCAAUUCCAACAAUAUCAAAACAAACUAAUACAAUAAUGAUAACAUGUUCAAAAUGUUUUCGUUUAAAUAAUCCUAAUGCUCGCUUUUGUGAUUGGUGUAGUUCAUAUCCUGAUCAUGCAUCUACAUCAAUACAAUGUACAAAAUGUCAUACUAAUAAUGAUUCAUUUGCACAAUUUUGUUCAACAUGUGGAUGUGUUAUUAAACCACCAUUACGUAUUAUUGAUACACGUCUUAAAAACGAUUUGAAUAUUUCAUCGUCAUCAAUGAUUGCUAGUACAUUAACACAUAAUUCAGUUAAUCCUGUAUGGCUUAAUGCAAAUACAACAUUGACUAAUUAUCAUCAAUCAUAUUCAACAAUUAGAAAAGAAGUUGCAACACAAACAUAUGGAAUUUAUUAUCCAAGUGCAAAAGAUAUUGAUUUAAUUAUAACACAAAAUAAAAGAUUAUUAAAUGAAAAAGAAUUAAAAGAAUAUCGUCCAAUAUUAACAUCUACAAGUCCAGGAAAAGGAUAUUGGCGACAACAAUUAGAUCAUAUUUGUGCUCAUUUAAAAACUUAUGCAGUUAAUCGACCAGAUUUUCAAUCAUUGAUUGGUGAACCACGUAUGGGUAAUAUGAUUCAUGCAACUGUACAUGCAAAUGAAUAUCAAGUAACUAUACAAACAGUAUUUCGUAAACCAGAAAAUCUUUCACAAUCACCAUUUUUUAUUAAUGAAACAAAUGAAUAUUAUCCAAUAAAUAGUGAACGAAGUUCACCAUAUUCAAAUACAAUUUAUUCUGAUAAAGUUCAACGUUUAAUAAAAGAAAAAGCUGAUGUUAAUAUUAAAAAUAAAGAAGGUUAUACGAUUCUACAAUUGGCUAUACGUAAUGGACGAGGUAAUACAGCAUUACAUGAAUGUUGUUUAUUAGGAUUUGAUGGUGCUGAACCAUUAAGAAUUCUUCUCAAACAUGGAGGUGAUGCAUCUUGGUUAAAUGAUAAAAAUGAAAGUGUUAUUGAUAUAGCAGCAAAACA